Messenger RNA from Apaloderma vittatum (bar-tailed trogon), 1698 nucleotides. It is a transcript of the gene BUD13, whose product is annotated as BUD13 homolog (S. cerevisiae). The record is from RefSeq and is a predicted model, not a curated record. Gene Ontology annotation, biological process: mRNA splicing, via spliceosome. Gene Ontology annotation, molecular function: RNA binding. The annotation marks the transcript as partial. Gene Ontology annotation, cellular component: U2-type spliceosomal complex; RES complex. NCBI's taxonomy places the organism in Eukaryota, Metazoa, Chordata, Aves, Trogoniformes, Trogonidae. The transcript is spliced from 10 exons.
GUGGCAGAAUUUAUCGAUGAGCGUCCAGCCGAAGUGAAGCUCAUGGAGGAAUUCCGAACAAGCGCUAAAUGGAAGCUUCUGGGAGAGCAGAAUGAAGACUCACAAAGUUCGGAUGUUUCAGUACCUGCCAAAUCUGCCACGAGGAGACAGCGGCAUGACUCCCCAGACAAAUCGCCUCUGAGGCAGCAGCAGCACGAUUUCCCAGAUCUGUCCCCUCCCAGACGAGAGAGAAACCAUGCCGCCAACCUGUUGCCUCCCAGGCGACAGCGCCACGAUUCCCCGGACCUGUCACCUCCCAGGCGACAGCGCCACGAUUCCCCGGACCUGUCACCUCCCAGGCGACAGCGUCACGACUCCCCCGACCUCUCCCCACCAAGACGGAAGCGCCACGACUCCCCGGACCUGUCCCCUCCCAGGCGGCAGCGCCACGACUCUCCGGACCUGUCACCUCCCAGGCGGCAGCGCCACGACUCCCCGGACCUGUCACCUCCCAGGCGACAGCGCCACGACUCCCCAGAUGUCUCUCCAAAGAGAGUGGGAUCAGCAGCGGGGAAGAAGGGCUGCAAAACCACGGAGAAGUCACAGUCAGGAGGAGUCCCAAGAGAGCAAUCUCAGCUCAGGCAUGGCAUCUCUGACAAGUCCUUUUCACGUCAGAAGCGUCAGGCUACUCCGCAGCUGUCCCCUCCUUGGAAGAGGACGUGUGGUUCUGACUCGGAUUCGUCACCACCUCAGAAAAAGAGAACUGGGUCACCUAGCCUGAAAAAGCAAAGCAGAACAAGAGGUGCUUCUCCAGCCACAAAAAAGCUCAGCCAGGUGCCCUCGCCUCAGAGGUGCCUGAGGCACGACUCUGACCCUCCUUCUCCCCGGAGGGGUACCUGGGAUGCUCCUGAUGCAGACCGCAGGCUGGGCCGAGUACGCGGCGAUUCCCUGAAGCGUGCUCCUCUCAAACAGCGCCUGAGUGAGUCUUCGGACUCCGACUUAUCUCCUCCACGACGGCCUCUGCCCGCUGGCAAGGAUCAGCUCGGUUCAAGGAGUCCCCCUGACCUCUCACUUCGUCGCCACCGUGACCCUAAGGGCUCUCCCAAGAAGGCAAACACGAUGUCAUCUGGGAUCAAGGCUGGCUUGGUGUCGGCUGAUGUGCUGCGCAGGGAACAGCAGGAGCUCAGGAGGCACGAGAGAAAUAACAAGCACUUGGAAGAGGAAUCCAGACAUGCUGAGACAGUUUUCCGAGACAAGUCGGGCCGCAGGAGGGACCUGGAGCAGGAGCGGCUGGAGCAGAGGCAGAAAGCCGAAGCCAAGUCUGAGAGAGACGAGCAGUACGCCAGAUGGGGAAAAGGGCUGGCACAGGACAGGCAGCAGCAGCAGAACGUGGAAGACGCAGUAAAGGAGAUGCAGAAGCCGUUGGCGCGGUACAUUGACGACGAGGAUCUGGAUCGGAUGCUGCGGGAACAAGAGAGAGAGGGAGACCCCAUGGCUGACUUCAUCAAAAAAAGGAAGGCCAAAGAGAACAAGGAGAAGAAAGAAAAACCUCGGUACAAGGGGCCAGCACCUCCACUCAACAGGUUUAAUAUAUGGCCUGGCCAUCGCUGGGAUGGGGUGGACAGGUCCAACGGGUUCGAGGCGCAGCACUUUGCUCGGCUCGCCAACAAGAAGGCGGUGCAGGAGCUGGCAUACAAGUGGAGUGUUGAGGACAUGUAG